Zophobas morio is the source of this 2660-nucleotide messenger RNA. Its product is annotated as chondroadherin-like. NCBI's taxonomy places the organism in Eukaryota, Metazoa, Arthropoda, Insecta, Coleoptera, Tenebrionidae. The record is from RefSeq and is a predicted model, not a curated record. Gene Ontology annotation, cellular component: extracellular matrix. The coding region runs from base 271 to 1989 and encodes 572 amino acids. Gene Ontology annotation, molecular function: protein binding. The transcript has 3 exons.
CGCUCAAGUUUGGAGCAGCAGUCGCUGAUACCGCGUGGUCACGAGAAGAGCACGUACUGAACUGCGCGCCGGGCCCUCGCACACCUGACAACGUCGAACGCAUCUCCGCUGUGCACCAACGCCGAUUGGUGAACAGAAACAAAGCCUACGCUCGAAACGCAGCUUCAUCUGAAUCCAUAACUGCGUGGAAGAUAAGUGGAUUGCUAAAACAUCGUUUCGCAAUCAGAUGAACAAAUAGAAAAGAUCCCAUGACGGUGCGCCGAGCCUGGCAUGGGGGGUGAAAAGACCCGACCCAUGUGGUGGCAGACGCUACCUACCAUGCUGGUGCUGGCGACGAUCGGAUCUGCCAGCGACGGAGCUCUCUGCCCUCGUCGGUGCUGGUGCAACGACGAAACGCUCUCCGCUUCCUGCGGCUCAGCAGCUCUCGAGGUCGUCCCUAUCCAGCUCAACCCUGAAGUGCGCCACAUCGACCUCUCUAACAAUAAAAUCACACAAGUUCGAUUCUCGUUCUCCCUAUACAAUAACCUAAUAACGCUCGAUCUUUCCUUCAACAAAAUCAAAACUCUCGGAUCCUCUAACUUCGAAUUGCAGCACAACCUAAAGCAUCUCAACCUCAGCAAGAAUGAAAUCGAAAAGAUUUCCAAGGACUCGUUUAAAGGACUCAGAGCGGUCACCACGCUCGAUCUCAGCCGUAACUGGUUGGAAGAACUCACGUGGGAAACUUUCCGGGAACUACAUUCCUUGCAAGUAUUGAAAUUAUCGGAAAAUCGUCUGGUUUAUCUAGAGGGGAGGCUCUUUAAGUCGGCUAAGCAUCUACAGGAGCUGCUUUUGGAUCACAACUUGUUUUUGGAGGUGCCGACGGCGGCACUAGUCGACGCUACCAAUCUGCGGUACCUGUCGCUCUCGCACAACCUCCUCAAGGCGAUGGAAGAAGGACAGAUGCCGGCUCUGCCGGAACUGCGGACUCUGCUUCUAGAUAAGAACAUUAUUGAUGAUAUCCACCAAUCGGCUCUGUCUGGACUGCUGGCUUUGGAUCAUCUCGACCUCAGCGACAACAACUUCACGGUCAUACCGACGGCAUCUCUGACGAAACUGUCGAACAUAACUAAACUGAAGUUGAGCGGUAAUUUCAUCAAUAUCGUGCCACCUGUCGCUUUCAAAGGACUCUUCCAUUUACGUUUUCUUAGAUUAGACAGCCAAGAACUUCUCCAAAGGAUAGACGCUAGGGCUUUCGUCGACAACAUUAAUUUGGAGAGGGUCUGGCUAGACGACAACAUAGCAGUAGAUCGGUUGCCGACUAGGCUAUUUCAUGGAAACCCUCGUGUUACCUAUUUGUCUGUACGCAACAACAGGUUAACAAACAUAGAAGUAACCCAUUUCCCGUUAGAUCAAUUACGUGUUUUAAAAUUAGCUGGUAACCCACUGGAAUGCAAUUGUUCAUUGUCGUGGCUUUGGCACUUGAUUCAGGAACAAAAAUCUAAGCGAUCUGUGGAGUUGGCGAACGGGACGGCCGACGAAGACGGGAUGUACUCUGGUGAUUUAAUAGUAGAUUGGGAGGAUAUAAGAUGCGCUGGUCCGGAACCUUUGACGGAUGUGCUGCUGGUUGAUGCGACCGAAUCCCAAGUGGACUGUUCUGUCAGCUGGAUAGCGGCAGUUUCGGCAACACUAACGGCCCUAUUUAUAGUCGUUAUAGUCGGCGGUUUGUUGUAUUGGGGCCCGAUAAAGAGGGCACGUGCUAAAGAGAAAGAACUUUCGGCAGUCGAGAGCAGGUGUAGGAAUAAAACCGGCGGAGCUUGUUCGAACGGAAGGAGUGAGCCUUUCGAGAACAUAAGGACAGAUAAGUGCAUGAUCGCGCCACCUCUCAUACAUCACGACUACCGCACGCUACCCUCCUGGGAUCCUUACAGCGCGGACUGUGCCGGCACUAUGAACAUUUAUGAACAUUUAGAUUUAAACAACAAGACGAGGCCUCAUAUCGUCUACGUGUAACUCCAUUGUGAUCUGUUCGCGCGGAUCGCUCCGUAAGGUUCUUCCUACAAAUUCGGGUAUAGAAAUCGGCCGUCGCGCCUGAUGCAUUUAUAUUUUAUAGAACAUGUGUAUCAUACGUUAUAUGCUAGGAGCUCGAGGCAGUGUGGAUACAAACGCCUGAAACGGCUCCUCUUUGCCAAGGGGCGGCUUUUCACCGGGCUCGGUUCCCUUUCAACUCAGUACAGAUGAAAAGACUGAUUCGUUUUUAAAGUGUCCGUUUUUGCUACUCCAAAUGUGUCAAAUAGCUUUAAAUUAAUAAUGAUGUGUAAAGUUGUGACAAAACUAAAGCAAUAAAGAAUAUCCGAACCGACGCAAUAUCUUCAUUAUUGCAUUUUUUGUUCGCUGCAGAGACUACUUGAUUUCUCUACUCGUCAUCUAUAUCAUGCUGUCAAACGUUUACGCAGUACUGGACCAUGUAUAGCUGUUCUGACACGAUUUACUUUAGGAACCUUUACACUCUCGGUGAAAAUAUUUUACUAUAGAUUUAACAAAAUCAAAAUAUUGUCAUGUGUACAUUUGUUCACAGUAAAUAAUACCUGUUCUUAAUUAUGACUACUGCUAUUUACUUCCUUCUCCAUACAUUAUUACAUAAUGUUUAUUAAAUGAUAAGAUAAUAAACAAUUACAAAAGCA